This is a messenger RNA of Limulus polyphemus (Atlantic horseshoe crab), 2507 nucleotides long. Its product is annotated as glutamate receptor 4-like. NCBI's taxonomy places the organism in Eukaryota, Metazoa, Arthropoda, Merostomata, Xiphosura, Limulidae. Bases 1 to 1692 code for a protein of 563 amino acids. The transcript is spliced from 12 exons. Gene Ontology annotation, molecular function: transmitter-gated monoatomic ion channel activity involved in regulation of postsynaptic membrane potential; glutamate-gated receptor activity. The record is from RefSeq and is a predicted model, not a curated record. Gene Ontology annotation, cellular component: postsynaptic membrane; plasma membrane. Gene Ontology annotation, biological process: modulation of chemical synaptic transmission; synaptic transmission, glutamatergic; monoatomic ion transport.
AUGGAGGUACGACAACCAAACAAGAUUGAACCUACGAGAUGGAGGAUACCACAACCAAACAAGAUUGAACCUAUGAGAUGGAAGACACAACCAAAUAAGAUUGAACCUAUGAAAUGGAGGAUAGCAGAAUGGUCAGACUCACGAGGUCUGGAGCUAUUUUCACCUGUCUACCGAAGAGUUAAGCAGGAUAUGGGCUUUGAAAAUAAGACUUACAUAGUAACUAGCAUCUUGGAAGAACCUUAUCUCAUGUUCAAGAAAGCUGAACCUAGUGAAUAUCUGGAAGGUAAUGACAAGUUUGAAGGAUUUUCAAAAGAUCUCUCAGAACUGAUAGCAAAACAUCUCAACUUUGAUUAUAUUUUGAAACUGGUGAAUGAUUCGAAUUACGGAGGUCAAGAUCCAAAUUCUCCUGCUGGAUGGAAUGGGAUGGUUGGAGAACUCAUUCGUAAGGAGGCGGACAUGGCUAUCGCCCCUCUGACGAUUACCUCUGCAAGGGAACGUGUUAUUGAUUUCACCAAGCCUUAUAUGUCUCUGGGUAUCAGUAUAAUGAUUAAGAAGCCGAUGAAGAAGAAACCUGGAGUGUUUUCCUUUAUGAAUCCCUUGUCCAAAGAGAUAUGGAUGUGCAUCAUUUUUGCUUAUGUUGGAGUGUCGGUUGUGCUGUUUCUUGUUAGCCGGUUUUCUCCUCACGAAUGGCGACUCGAAGACACCUUCCUGGGCCAGUCGGUGUCCAACGACUUCUCCUUAAUGAACAGUCUCUGGUUUUCUCUGGGGGCUUUCAUGCAACAGGGUUGUGACGUCUGCCCCAGGUCGAUGGCUGGUCGAAUCGUGGGAAGUGUCUGGUGGUUCUUUACUCUUAUAAUCAUUUCGUCCUACACCGCCAACCUGGCAGCGUUCUUGACUGUGGAAAGAAUGGUUACCCCUAUCAAUUCACCAGAGGAUUUAGCCAAACAAACCGAAGUGGAGUACGGAACCCUCAUGUAUUCUUCAACCCAGGAGUUUUUCAAACGUUCCAAGAUAGCUGUUUAUGCCCGGAUGUGGGAGUUUAUGAACUCCAGGAAGCACGUCUUCACAUCAUCUUACGACGAAGGUAUCAGACGAGUCCGUGAAUCCAAAGGAAAGUAUGCCUAUCUUCUGGAAUCCACUACUAACGACUACAUUAACGAGCGCGAGCCCUGUGACACUAUGAAGGUGGGAAGAAAUCUUGACGCUAAGGGCUUUGGGGUCGCUACCCCACUUGGUUCUAACCUCAGAGAUCGUCUUAAUCUUGCAGUUCUGUCUUUGAAAGAAAAUGGUGACCUCGCGCGCUUGAAGAAUAAGGGAUGUACAACUGACAGUGGAAAAUGGAAAGUAAGUAGGGUUAUAUAUAUAUAUAUAUAUAUAUCUACUGGAUGUACAAGUGACAGUGGAAAAGAUUCGUCCCAAAACGAGCUUACUUUAAGUAAUGUAGCUGGCUGCUUCUUCAUCCUGAUUGGUGGAUUGGUUAUAGCUAUGCUUGUGGCCUUACUUGAUUUCUGUUUCAAAGCCAAAGCCGAAGCGUCUCGUGUAAAAAUUAGCUUGUGUGAAGCAAUGAAGGUUAAGUUACGAAUAUCUCUUACUGGGAACCAGCAAGAAGAACAAGAACCGUUCUACAUCCAGGCUUCAUGCCACAUGAUUACCUUGGAUGGGAUGACUGAUUCCAUUCAUACUCAGGUGUGAAUACCAAGAGGAGUCCUUCGGCAACGACUUAUUAAGAUUAUAGUCAACGAUAGCUAGUUUUCUGUACUAUUAUGUAAAGUAAUCUUCAAAUGUUAGAUUCCCAAUAAUGAAGAAGAAUAGACUUCCAAAACGACUUCGGUCAUAAAAUAAUAUUUGAUUUAUGCAACUAAAUAUUACAAAACUUGUUAGAUAAUGCGUAAAUUACACCCUGUGUCUUAUGUAACUAGAUAUUACAAGAGUCUAAGUGAAGCAUGCCUUUAACCACAUGCUUUAAUGAUUAAAUAACACAAAGAUAAUUAGGUAUAAUAGUGACUUAAUCACGUGGUUUAUGCGACUACGAAGCUCUUUAGGUUAUACAUGGAUUCGUGAUAUACGAUAACCUGACAUAUUGUUGAACAUCAUAUCAGUUUCUAUGGUAUUGUUUACUUUUAGAUUCAUUAAACAAAGUCCAGUUUUAAUAUCACAAUGAUAAAUUAAUAAAAUAUCCAUCAUCCAAGAAGAGAAGAAGACACACGAGAAAUUUAACCACGUGGUUUAUCGAAUUCCAAGUCUUUUGGAUAUUUUCACAAGAAACAAAAGGGUUUCGUUUAAUUAACAAAGUCGAGGAAGAGAGGCGUUGAUUAUCAAGAUUUUCUAUCAAUUUAUAGAGUAGUGUUGGAUCAUUAGUUUUGAACCCACUCAGUGUAGUUUCAAUAAACUACUUUGUAGGAGUUUAUAAUGUAAUGUUGAAUUUAGAAGUUUUUCCGAUACUGGUAUUGUAAGAGCUUCGUAUUUUGCUACAAUAGGUGAGUUUACAAUAAAGUUGUACACCCGUC